UUACCCACAAUGCUCACAGCAUUCCUGUAGUGAAGGAAAACUGGAAAAGCUAGGGGAGGGAUAAUAUUGAUUUAUACAGCCGGCAUUGUUCUUCAGCGUGUAAACGCACAAUGCCAACCAAACCACUAAUCGAGUUCCGUUAAUUUUAUUCAAUAUUGGCCAUUAAAUUGAAACCAUGGCAACACAAGCAGCUGUCCAUCAACGCAACCUUGAAAGUGCCAUCCUCUUCAUGCAGACUGAGCAUGCUCAGACACUAAAAGGUCUCCACGAAGAAAUUAAAAAUCUCCAGAAAAAAUGCUCAGACUUGACUUUCCAACUCAAUAUGCAAGGAAUAGGGGAUGAUUCACCAGGUGCUCAAAGCGCUCAGAUCGAAGACUUGAAGAAAGAAAUCCAGGAGCAAAUUAAAGAGAGGGAGGAAUAUUGCCAGGAGCUCCAGAGGAAGGACAAACAGAUCAAACAUCUGGAGACUGACGUCAAGCGAACAAAAAUCAAACACCAAGAAGAGCUCCGCAAACGAAGCGAAUGGGAGGACAGGCUGCGUGCAGACCUCGAGUCAAAAUCUAAUCAAGUGGCUUACUUGACCACAGAACUGCAUAAACUCAAGAGAUUACAGUUAGAAAGUGGUUCAAAACAGGCAUAUAUUGCUAAUGCCUCUCAUGGACUAGUUCCUGCUCCUCCUGGACUCCCAAAAGAGCGAAUGUCAGGAAUCAGGAGGGGUCAUCGUGGAGCUAGAAAACCUGAGCACGAAGAAAUACAGCCAGUCCGUGCAGGGUCAGGUGGCACAUCACGGUCCGAUUCUCCCGUUCUGGAGGCUGCACGAUCCUUCAUCGAACGAGAUGACAUUGAGCCAGAAAUCAAAGAACGCAAACUGCCACCACUUCCUCCCAUAAAAGCUGCCCCUAGUGAUCGCCAUGUCAUGUUUCAAAAGGUUGUUCAGCCUUCUCAUCGCAAAAAGCAUGUGGAAAUCUCACAGGAAGUGCAGGUCAUAGCUGUAGAUCACAUGCCCACAAAGGAACAGAAGUGGGCCACUCAUGCCCAUGAGUCGAGAAGUUCUGAAAUGAACUAAAAUAUAAACUUGUCACAUUUGCCAAAUGUUAUUUUACAUGUUGUGUUCUUUUUGUUAUGUUUUGUGUAUGUUUUUGAUGCCAACUAUUUGAGUUUACAGACAUCAUUUUAAUGUGUGUGCGAUGAUCAUGUUUUUAUGAUAGAGAGGGUUUUUAUUCUGUUUUUAGAACACAUUUAGCAUAUAUUUAAGAAGGGUAUGUAAUUUACGUAUUCUUAAUUUGUACUUUAUUUCUUUACUUAUUUUAAGGAUACUUGUUCUUUACGAGGGUUGAGAGAAGUUUUAUUCCGUCCAGGGUUUGUGAUUCUGCCUGUGAUACUUUCAGAUCAACAUGUCAGGUCAAAAACAGUUACCAUUGGCCAUAGUUUCUCAAAUAUUACUGUCAAGUCAGUAAUUACCAUUGGCCAUAGUUUCUCAAUACAAAUAUUACUGUAAAGUUAGUAAUUAACAUUGGCCAUAGUUUCUCAAUACAAAUAUUACUGUAAAGUUAGUAAUUACCAUUGGCCAUAGUUUCUCAAUACAAAUAUUGCUGUAAAGUCAGUAAUUACCAUUGGCUUUAGUUUCUCAAUACAAAUAUUACUGUAAAGUCAAUAAUUACCAUUGGCCAUAGUUUCUCAAUACAAAUAUUCCUGUAAAGUCGCCAUAAUUUCUCAGUACAAAUAUUACUGUAAAGUCAGUAUGAUUAAACAUGUCAUGUUUUUGAUGAUAAUAAGUUUUCUAUAUAUCAUUUGAUAAGUAAAAUGUGGUAAAUUUCAUAAUCAAUUCUCUCACUUCUGAGUACUGUUUUGAGGUACUUGGUUAAUCUUAAGUCUCAUGUUGUUUCAACUUCUAUGUGAAUUUGCACCCAUGUGUUGUGACUAAAUAAACAUGACUUUUUACAGA
Saccostrea echinata is the source of this 1945-nucleotide messenger RNA. Its product is annotated as coiled-coil domain-containing protein 92-like. The record is from RefSeq and is a predicted model, not a curated record. Bases 176 to 1066 code for a protein of 296 amino acids. Lineage: Eukaryota; Metazoa; Mollusca; Bivalvia; Ostreida; Ostreidae. The transcript has 4 exons.